Molecule: messenger RNA, 1980 nt
Organism: Clonostachys rhizophaga
Lineage: Eukaryota; Fungi; Ascomycota; Sordariomycetes; Hypocreales; Bionectriaceae
Source: the annotation of a GenBank genome assembly
AUGUCUACCCUUACCAACGGAUCUGGGUCGGUUCCGGCCGAUGCUUUUAUGCACCCCAGCAAGCCCCAUCUAGAAGGCAAUGGCCUCUCAGCAUUUGAAAACUACAAGCGGCUGCAUGAGCAGUCCAUCAAGAACCCGUCAGAAUUCUGGGGAUCGCUAGCCCGCGACCUCCUCACCUGGUCCAAGGACUUUGACAUCGUCCGCCGCGGCAGCCUCGAGAGGGGAGACCUCUCCUGGUUCCUGGGCGGUGAGCUCAACGCCUGCUACAACUGCGUCGACCGCCACGCCUUCGCCACCCCUGACAAGGUCGCCCUCAUCUACGAGGCCGACGAGCCCGAGCAUGGCCGCGUGCUGACCUACGACGACCUGCUGCGCGAGGUCUGCCAGCUCGCGUACGUGCUCAAGGACAUGGGCGUCAAGAAGGGCGAUACCGUCGCCAUCUACAUGCCCAUGGUGCCCGAGGCCAUCAUCGCCCUGCUCGCCUGCGUCCGCAUCGGCGCCGUCCACUCCGUCAUCUUCGCGGGCUUCUCCUCCGACUCGCUGCGGGACAGGAUCAACGACGCCAAGUGCAAGGUGGUGCUCACGGCCAACGAGAGCAAGCGAGGCGGCAAGACCCACGCCAUCAAGCACAUCGUCGACAAGGCCCUCGUCGAGUGCCCGGCCGUCACCAGCGUGCUCGUCUUCAAGCGCACAGAGUCCGAGGUGCAGUGGAUCCCCGGGAGGGACCACUGGUGGCAGGACGCCGUGAAGAAGUGGCCGGCCUACAUCGCGCCCGAGCGCAUGAACGCAGAGGAUCCCCUGUUCUUGCUCUACACCUCGGGGUCCACGGGCAAGCCAAAGGGUGUUCUGCACAGCACUGGCGGCUAUCUGGUGGGUGCCGCCGCUACUGGUAAGUAUGUGUUUGACAUUCAUGAUUCCGACAGCUUCUUCUGCGGCGGUGAUAUCGGUUGGAUUACAGGGCAUACCUACGUUGUAUAUGCGCCUCUCCUACUUGGCGUUUCAACGAUUGUCUUUGAAGGCAGCCCGAUGUAUCCUAAUCCUUCUCGGUAUUGGGAUAUCAUCGACAAGCACAACGUCACCCACUUUUAUGUUGCCCCGACUGCGCUCCGGCUCCUGAAGAAGUCGGGCGACCAGCAUGUUACUGGGGACCGGGCCUAUCUACGCGUGCUUGGAUCAGUUGGUGAGCCAAUCGCUCCUGAGGUGUGGAAGUGGUAUUUCGAAGUGGUCGGCAAGGGACAGGCCCAAAUCGUUGAUACAUAUUGGCAAACAGAAACAGGAUCCCACGUCAUUGCUCCCCUCGCCGGAGCCACCCCCACCAAGCCAGGCGCAGCCUCGUUCCCCUUCUUCGGUAUCGAGCCCGCCAUUCUCGACGCCGCCACUGGUGAGGAGAUUGACGGCGCCAAUGUGGAGGGUGUCCUUGCCUUCAAACAGGCCUGGCCGAGCAUGGCCCGCACCGUCUGGGGUGCCCACGACAGGUAUAUGGACACUUAUCUGAGGCCCUUCAAGGGAUUCUACUACACCGGCGACGGAGCCAGCCGCGACAAGGACGGGUUCUACUGGAUCGGCGGCCGCAUGGACGACAUCAUCAACGUCAGCGGCCACCGCAUCUCCACCGCCGAGAUCGAGGCCGCCCUGAUCGAGGACUUCACCGUGGCCGAGGCCGCCGUCGUCGCCGUCCAGGACGAGAUCACCGGCCAGGCCUCGGUCGCCUUCCUGACGCUCAAGGACCACCGCGCCGUCACGCCCGAGAUCCGCGACGAGCUGAUCCUGCAGGUGCGCCGGACCAUCGGGCCCUUCGCCGCGCCCCGGAGGAUCUACGUCGUCGACGACCUGCCCAAGACGCGCUCGGGGAAGAUCAUGAGGCGCGUGCUGAGGAAGAUCCUGGCCGGGGAGCAGGACCAGCUGGGCGACACGUCGACCCUGUCCGAUCCCACUGUGGUGGAGCGGAUCAUUGCGGCCGUCCAGGCGGGUCCCAUCUAG